CGAUUCCCUCACUCGAGUGCCGCCAACUCCUUUGAAUAAUCGAUAGAUCCUGUCACCUGUGAGACAGCCUCAUCAGCUUACCGUCUGCAGACGAUUCUCACGAUGCACGCCUUCCUCCCAGUUCACCUCCCCUGGUUCAUCAGCGUGCACGCGUGCGGGAUCGCCAUUCUUGGCCUCUACUUCCUCUUCAAGGCCCCUCCUCCAGGCAAAGCAGCAGGCCAUACGCCUCAACUUGGCAUCGCGAGCAUUGCCAUCGGCCUCGCAUACCUCUUUACGUCGUACAUGCCAAUCGAGGAGAACCAAUGGCUGUAUGCGGCUGUGCCUGUUCGUUUGAUUCUCGGUGCCCUUCUCAUCCUCAGGACAGUGGUUGGAAGUGGAUUGUCAUCGGCGGAGAAGAGGAGCUUGUUGAAUCUGGGCCUGUAUGAUGGAUUCGGCGCAGUGGUUUUGGGGCUUUGGUUGGGUAAAUGGGAUGGGAGACUUCCGGUGGCAUCGUCGUAGGAGCUUAGAGUCAGGCAAGGAGUCGCCAAGGGAGAUGGCCGUUGACUUGCUCCGAUAAGAUGCCUUCCUUUGGAAGGGACUUGGAGGUUGUGAAAGGAAGCUGAUGUCCGGAAUUGGGUUUGCAGGAUUUUGUGGAGGCUGAUUGCGGCUGGAGAGCCCCUCUUUGACUCAGGCAGUUCUGGGCAUUGCUCGUGAAGCCGAAGACUCUGCUCGUAAUAGGAUCUCCCCUCUUUCUACCGUUGAGCAGGUCAAUUGAAGCUGCGACGUGGGAAGAGAGCAGGA
Molecule: messenger RNA, 780 nt
Organism: Hyaloscypha bicolor E
Lineage: Eukaryota; Fungi; Ascomycota; Leotiomycetes; Helotiales; Hyaloscyphaceae
Exons: 1
Coding region: 103-498 (131 amino acids)
Source: RefSeq, a predicted model, not a curated record